AGCAUCUGAGAUGUUCGGGUAUUGGGCUGACCUCAGGCCGGGGCACUAUGCGGUACCGCGACCCCGAGUCGCGUCCGUCCAAUUACAAUCCGCGCGGACAGGACACGCGCGCACGCUACCGCCGCGGCAAUGGUGAGCAGCGAUGGGAGCACGACGGUGGCCGCGGUGCGAGUCCGGGACGAGGUGGCCGUGAGGGCCGUGAUCGCGGCGAUGACCGGCCUGGCGGGCGGCGGUGGGAUGCAGACCGGUGGGAGCGCGCGGCGCCGACAUUUGAGCGCGCAACUGAUCGGUGGGACGCUGGGCGGAUGGGAGACGGAGCGUCGGUUGCGAAGCAGAAUGAUGCGGGAGCUUUGAGAGAUCGAAUCUCCGGCGAGGAAGAUAAGCUGGACUACGAGGCGGACGAACGUCUGCGUGCAGCCGAUAUCGAGCGUGACAUUGCCCGGGACGGAGGCCAAGGCCGUAACGCCCGUGCUGCUGCGUGGGCGGCGGCUCGACGUGAGUCGCCACGUCGUUCGCGCUCUCCUGUCAACUCUCCGGUGCGGGACGAGCGCUCGAUGUCGCCUGGAAGCGAUAUGCAGCUCGAUCAAGAUUAGAUAGACGUCUCGUCUGACCAGUAGAAAUGCAAUUCAGUAUGCCGCG
Molecule: messenger RNA, 639 nt
Organism: Cutaneotrichosporon oleaginosum
Lineage: Eukaryota; Fungi; Basidiomycota; Tremellomycetes; Trichosporonales; Trichosporonaceae
Source: RefSeq, a predicted model, not a curated record